AUGGACUUCAGCGACGGCAGCAGAUCCUCCCUGAGUGCAAGUGACGACUUCCGCUGCGCUUGCCCUCCUGUGGAGCCCGCGCUGCCAGCUGACGCGCACGGCCUCUGCCUGUCUGCUCCCCAGUGUCGGCAGCGGACAAUGCAGCCGGCGGUGGUCGUCGCCGCGCUGGCGGCUCUGUUGGCUUCAGACGGGACGGUGCUGGACUGCGUCUGCAGCCACCUCCGCGACGUCACUGGCUCCGCCAGCAUCUGGGGAGCGAGUGCCGGAGAACGUUACAUCUGGUUGCACUACUGUGAAUAUCCCGAAUGGUUCCCAGUGGCCGUAGCGUGCGGGGCCCCGGAGCGCCCGCCCGCCGCAGACUCGCCUGUGGAGCGCCUGACGGCCCGCCUCUGGGACUACGGGCCGCCGCCGCCGCCGCCCGCAGGUGGGCGGCAGGGAGGGAGAGCGGGGUGCGCCGCCGCCCUGGCCGAGCUCCGCCGCCUCGCGUGGGACGAAGCCUGGCAGCUCGUCCAGCAGCUCGACUGCCGGAUCGCCGACGGCUGCGUCGACUCCUGCCCUGAGCCGAGGUUGAACAACAUGGAAUGGAACAUGACAACGCUGCAAACGGAUGAUCUGAGGCAUAUCCUGUGUCAGUCACUCCAAGCUGUGCGGCGCAUCACAAGAGCCACGGUCGGCAGGAUGAGAUGUGAGAGCUGGCGUCUACCUGACUCUGAGUGGAUGUAUAAAACUGUUUUCCAGGAACGCCUCUCCAGCUACUGGCGAGAUGUGGCGCAGCUGCUCUCACUCAGUGCGACGCACUACUCUCAGCUGUUGGUUCCCCUCGCAUUAGAAGAUAUGGGUAGCCACACGAGUGGUCAGCAACUCCAUGGUUGGACCAAGGACGUGGAACGUGUGAAAGACAUGCUGCACACGAAAUUAACCGGAUUGGUACACGACGCGCAAUACAUCAGCAAACAGGUAGAGCACUACGAGAUGGAAGAAGACAAGGACAGGCCGGGACGCUUGAUACUCAGGCGACCGCUGUUGAGUGAACGCCUACUGCGCUAUCAGCCGUGGAACCUCUCCUUUCCCGACGACUUCAGUGCGCUGUGCGAGGAGCGGCAGCCACAGGCGUCGCAGAUGUUCAGCCUCGCUGCCUCACUGUACGCCGCCUAUCGCGUCUACUGGUACGCUGCAACUGAGUUCAUCGAUUUAUUAUACGAAGAUGAAUUCAAGACUGUAGAUGAGGAAUGGCAGCUGGAGGACAGAAGCAGCGCUACGCUCUCCGUGGACACUGACUGUGUGCAGCUAUUGGCGAACGCCCUGGACCACCCCACGUGUCCGCUGGAAGACCUGCCGCUGGAAGCCCUUAAGCAGCGCGAGCAGUGCCGUGUACAGCUGUGGGACGACGUGGUGCAGAGGUCGCCCCACAUACCCGUCACCAGCUACCUGGCCUACACGCAGAGGGUGAACGUCAACCUCUGUCUGCUGGCCUGGAUGGCAGUCAACUCGUACAGCAUUUGUGAGGGCGUCCCGUUUAGUAUCAUACAGUCCUUGCUCGACAUCACGCGUGUCACUCAGAGAAAACUGUUGCGAACUACACUGUGCGUAACUCACGCCCCUGCCGUCAAAUUCGGCACCGUCACAUCCAUUGCCAGAGCCCUUCAGAUUUGGGGUCAGCAGUCUGUACAGCCCCCAGAGGCAGGGAGGGACAACCAACCUGCAUCCGGCGAGGCUAACGAGCCAGAACUCAUGGCUGAGUGCGAGGGUUCGCAAAUGGGGCGUAGCGAGUAUGGCUCGUCCUGUUUCCGAUAUGCAACAACUUUCCACAAACCAAACUGA
Molecule: messenger RNA, 1821 nt
Organism: Schistocerca gregaria
Lineage: Eukaryota; Metazoa; Arthropoda; Insecta; Orthoptera; Acrididae
Exons: 9
Coding region: 1-1821 (606 amino acids)
Source: RefSeq, a predicted model, not a curated record